This is a messenger RNA of Cotesia glomerata, 990 nucleotides long. RefSeq lists its product as uncharacterized. The transcript has 6 exons. The coding region runs from base 13 to 990 and encodes 325 amino acids. Lineage: Eukaryota; Metazoa; Arthropoda; Insecta; Hymenoptera; Braconidae. The record is from RefSeq and is a predicted model, not a curated record.
GUUGCGUCCAUAAUGUCUUCUUUUUUUUCAAUUGCUAUACUUACAGUUACUUUGUCCAUAAUUUCAAUAGUUAACACGUUAAUAACAAAAUCUAAAUAUAUAGAUUCAUCGGACGCUCGUUUUAAUAGUUUAUUCAUAUCCAGUUUCGAUGAAAGAAACUUCAGAGGUAGUAAUCAAUGCAGAGGCGAUUGCGAUGAAAUUUUUUUGGAAAAAUACAACCUUCGUAAUAGCAAAAUACAUGGAAAAUAUUCCGGAAAACUUCAUGCAUGCGAGCCAAUCUUCACUGCUAUAAAAGUUCGCUGUCAAUUAUGUGCUUGUUUGUGUGAACGUACUUUUGAUCCGAACUUAGAAGUAUAUCAGGGAGAUUUACUUGAUUCGUUUUGUUUAGAUUCAGUUUCAGUAGAUCCUGGGUACGUUGCAACCGGAGUCAGAUUUAGAAGAUAUGAAAACAGAAUUCAUAUCGAACUUCAACAAGGGAAACUCAAAAAUUGGAAAUUAAUUGAAGAAACUAUCUCUUGGAAGUCUACAGAUAGCUGUAAAAAAUCACAAAAAAUUAUUGAUAAUGUCAAAAAUUGGUAUUAUGAAGGCUUCAAAGUUGCAUUGGGGAACUUUAUUUUACCUACGAAUGCAAUUAUUACAGGAAUAACUUUAAACAAGUUUGUGCGAGGAAAAUAUCUUGAUUUUAAUGGAAAUAUCGAUGAACAAAGUACGGAUGUAUAUGAACUGGUUCAAUAUGGAAACAGCACCCGAGCAAUGGAGCACUAUUACGCGAACCAACUGAUCAAUGAUAAUGCUUGGAAUUCCUCUGUACCGUGUAAUGGUUAUGUGGCUUUCAAGGGAACAUCAUUCAUGGAGGAUUAUAUGCAACACAUUAUACCGUUCGUAGACUUACACGAAAUUGUUACGAAUCCACCUCGGCCUAUUCGCGGAAUUGGGUGGUACCUUCAAAAGGGUUCUGACUUCCCACAACUUUCGUUGCAAAUUUUUUAA